Messenger RNA from Pimephales promelas (fathead minnow), 10982 nucleotides. The record is from RefSeq and is a predicted model, not a curated record. Lineage: Eukaryota; Metazoa; Chordata; Actinopteri; Cypriniformes; Leuciscidae.
UGCUGACAAACAGCUCACAUUAGCUCUUGAGGAUGGAUCUGGUCUCCAUGGGGACUGUGAAGAUGUCCCAGAAGUGGAUGCUGAGAUGGGUCGUCCUAUUGGUCGGGCUGCAGUCCGUACAAGCAGACUUUAUGGGAGAUUAUGCAGACAUGGAAAAUCCUAUGGACUUCACCUGGCCGCCAACAACAACACCAAUUUUCCCUCCCAACCUAAACACCGUGAUGGUGACUAGAGAAUCAAAUCCUGAUCAUCAGUCCACGAUCUGCAGCGCGUGGGGAAAUUUCCACUUCAAGACAUUCGACGGUCAUUUCUUUCAAGUGCCAGACACGUGCAACUACGUUCUGGCGGUGAUGUGUGACAGCACACCAUCUGAUUUUAACAUCCAAAUGCAAAGAGAGAUUGUGAAUGGCUCAAUCGUUUUUAGCAAAAUCACAAUAGAUCUACAGGAGGCAGUCAUUAAACUCACCGACAACGACGUCAUGAUGGACGGCAAAGUAUUGAAUAAUUCAGCCUAUAAAAAUGGAAUAACAGUCGAGUUGAGCACAUCAAGUGUUAAGAUCUCUAACAAACAUGGAGUGACUGUCUUUUGGGAGAAGGACCAAUCUUUAUUGAUUGAACUGUCUGAAAAGUAUCAAGGUCAGACCUGUGGACUCUGUGGAAACUACAAUGGCAAACAGGCUGAUGAUUCAGUUGACAAAGAUGUUUCUAAUCUGGUCAAAUGGAAGGUGUCUUCCCUUGAAUCCUGUGGCGACAUCAAUCUUCCCCUUAAUAAUCAGUGCAAAAAUCAGACAAGUGUUUGCCAGCAGUAUCUCAGAAGUCCAGGGUUUAGCGACUGUUACAAUGUGAUGAACAUGGGUUCAUUUGAAGAGGCCUGUGUGAACGACCUGUGUCAAUGUUACGGCAAUCACGACUGUCUCUGCAACACACUCACGGAGAUUUCACGACAGUGCACACAUGCUGGAGGAAAUCCAGGAACAUGGAGGACAGACCAGCUCUGCCCAAAGACAUGUCCUCUAAACAUGCAAUACCUGGAGUGUGGAAGUCCGUGCAAGAACACCUGCAAAGAUCCAACCGCAACUCUAAUGUGCAACGAACACUGUGUGGACGGCUGUUUCUGCCCUGAAGGCACCGUUGAGGAUGACAUUGGUAACAACGGUUGUGUCCCUGUGAACGACUGCCCAUGUGAGCACAAUGGCAACAUAUACUCAUCAGGAAUGUCAUACACACAAGCUUGUAAAACAUGUGUGUGUGCGGCUGGAUAUUGGAGCUGCACGGAUCUGGAAUGUCCCGGAAUCUGCUCUGUUGUGGGAGGGUCUCACAUCACCACUUACGAUGGAAAAAAAUUUACUUUUAAUGGGAACUGUGACUACUUCCUCACUAAGCAUUCUAAUGACAGUGAUAUUGCUGUCGUGGGAAAUCUGGCAGUGUGUGGUCCGGGCCGAACAGACACAUGUCUAAAUUCAGUGACCCUUGUCAUCUCGGGGAGCACUAUUAGUUUUUCCUCCAGUGGAUCCGUUUUAAUGAAUAGUCGUCCAUAUCUGCUUCCUGUCCUUGAAGGUCCUGUGAGCAUCUUCCAGCCCUCUUCCUCCUUCAUUAUUGCUGAUAUGAAGAGUCUUCGUCUAGAGAUCCAGUUGGCUCCAGUCAUGCAGUUGUAUAUUAUAGCCAGCACUGAAGAGAAAGGAAAAAUGAGUGGUCUCUGUGGAAACUAUAACGACAUUCAAGAAGACGACUUUAAAACGGAAUCAGGCAUUACAGAGGGCACACCAAUAACAUUUGUCAACUUUUGGAAGAAAAACUUGUUCAGUUGUACAGAUGACAAAAACACUUUUUUCACAGAAAAUCCCUGUAGCGUGAUUUCACAGACAGAGAAAAUAGCUGAAGACUGGUGUUCCCGUCUCACAAACCCAAAUGGGACCUUUUCCGAAUGUCACUCAGAAAUAAAUCCUGAGAUGUACUACAAAUGGUGCGUCUAUGACACCUGCAAGUGUGCAGAUAUUAAAAAGUGUAUGUGUGCGGCCGUGUCCACGUAUGCCCACGCAUGUGCUGCCAAAGGAGUCAUUCUCCAGGGCUGGAUGGAUUCAGACCCCUGUGGUGAGAACUUCAUGUAGACUGAGUGUCCAGGAAACAUGAAGUACUCUUACGGAGUGACCAGCUGUGGAAGCAGCUGCCGCUCUCUCAGUGUACACGAUAACACCUGCCAAGGGUCCUUCACACCUGUAGAUGGCUGUGUCUGUCCUGAUGGAACAUACCUCAAUGAAGCCGGCAGCUGUGUACUCGCAGACCAGUGUCCUUGUUACUAUGGUGACAAGGUCAUAGACGCAUCAGGAAUAUUCUACAAUAAUGGUGUUAAAUGCAAAUGUAACCAUGGCAAAUUGAACUGCUCAAGACAAGCAGACUGUGUAGAUCCAAUGGUCUUCUUCAACUGCACAAAUCCUGGAACAAGAGGGACAGAGUGUCAGAGGACGUGUGAGAAACAAGACCUGAACAAUUGUGUGAGCACAGGGUGUGUAUCAGGGUGUAUGUGUCCAGACGGCCUUCUGGCUGAUGGCAAAGGUGGGUGUGUGAGGAGGGAAAAAUGUAGUUGUACCCACAAUGGAGUCUCCUAUUCUCCUGGGGGCCAAGUUCAGCAGGACUGUAACAAAUGCACAUGCACAAAUGGGAUGUGGAGUUGUACAGAUAAAGAGUGUUACGGCACCUGUACCAUCUACGGUGAAGGUCAUUUCAAGACUUUUGAUGGCAGGAAAUAUUCCUUCCACGGAGACUGUAAACACACCUUAGCCCAUGAUAAUUGUAAUAUGGACCACCUGACUCCCACCUUCCGCCUUGUCACAGAGAACACACUCUGUGAGACGGGCACCUUCUGCAAGUCAAUCAGUCUCUCCUUUGGGCGACAUGAGAUACAAUUAUCAGAAGAUGGAGUAAAAAUUGGUGAAAGCAAUGGCACGGAUUACCAAUAUCACAUCCAUUCUGCUGGGAUAUAUAUUGUCACAGAGGUUGAUGGUCUUUUAAACUUAAUCUGGGACAAUAAAACAAGCCUGAUGCUCCAACUCCAUCCCAAAUUUAAGGGCAAGGUGUGUGGACUGUGUGGAAACUUUGAUGGUAAUGCAAACAAUGACUUUAUGAAGCACAAUGGAGAAGUGGUGACAGAUUCAGAGGAAUUUGGGAAUAGCUGGAAGUUGAAACUCACAUGCCCAGAUGUGACAGACGCAAAUGACCUUUGUAUAGAACAUCCACAUCGGAAGACAUGGGCUGAGAAACGAUGCAGCAUCAUUAAAAACGAAGUCUUUAAAGAAUGUAAUGCAUAUGUGGACUCUGGCCCAUACUAUGAUGCCUGUCUAAGGGACACCUGUGCAUGUGACAGCAGUGACUGUGAUUGUCUCUGUACUGCAGUGGCAGCUUAUGCUGCUGAAUGCCGUAAAAAAAACAUUUGUGUGACAUGGCGGAGUCCAAGCUUUUGCCCUUUAUUCUGUGACUAUUACAACUCCAUUGGCGAAUGUGAUUGGCACUAUAAAUCCUGUGGACCAACUUGCAUAAAAACCUGCAGAAACCCAUCAGGAACCUGCUCUGAUCAAAUUCCUCCUCUUGAAGGAUGUUUUCCUGAGUGCCCUUUAAAUAAGCCAUUUUUUAAUGAGAUGACCAUGAAGUGUGUUGAUUUUUGUUCAACCACAACAACCACAACAACAACGACACCUACAACAACUUCCACUACAACAACAACUACUGUAGCAACAACAUCAACAGCGACACCUACAACCACGUCCACUACAACAACAACUACUGAAACAACAACAUCAACAACAACAUCAACAACUUCCAUUACUACUACACCAACUAUUGGAACAUCGACAGCUACAUCGACAGAAACACCAUCUACAACUAGUACAACUACUGGUACAACAACACCCAUCAUCUGGUCAACAUCUACAUCAACAGAGACAACCACAACUGAAAUAUCGACACCUACUUCAACAGCAACACCAUCUACACUUAGUACAACAACACCUCGCAUAUGUGAUUCUAGUUGUAAGUGGUCAGGCUGGUUUGACAGUAACGAACCCAGCACAGAUCCACAAGGAUCGGAAAUCGAAUCCAUUAAUGCUUUGUGGACUUCGAAACAAAUAAACUGCCAGAAACCAAAAGAAAUUAAAUGCAGGGCGGUAGAUUAUCCAGAUUUGACAUUGGAAGCGUUGCAGCAAACCGUGCAUUGCAAUGCAUCAUAUGGCCUAAAAUGUUUCAAUCGAGAAAAUGCACAUCGAAUGAAACCAAAUUGUCAUAACUACGAAAUAAGUGUAUGUUGCAUUGAAAACUGUUCUACAACCCCUUCCAUUACGACACCUACACCUUUUACAACAACAUCAACCAAGACACCUACAACCACUUCUACUGCUACAACAACUACUGUAACAACAACAACUACAGAGACAGAAACAACUCCUUCCUCAACAACAUCAACAACUUCCAUUACUACAACACCAACUAUUGGAACAUCGACACCUACAUCGACAGAAACACCAUCUACAACUAGUACAACUACUGGUACAACAACACCCAUCAUCUGGUCAACAUCCACAUCAACAGAGACAACCACAACUGAAAUAUCGACACCUACUUCAACAGCAACACCAUCUACACUUAGUACAACACCACCUCGCAUAUGUGAUUCUAGUUGUAAGUGGUCAGGCUGGUUUGACAGUAACGAACCUAGCACAGAUCCACAAGGAUCGGAAAUCGAAUCCAUUAAUGCUUUGUGGACUUCGAAACAAAUAAACUGCCAGAAACCAAAAGAAAUUAAAUGCAGGGCGGUAGAUUAUCCAGAUUUGACCUUGGAAGCGUUGCAGCAAACCGUGCAUUGCAAUGCAUCAUAUGGCCUAAAAUGUUUCAAUCGAGAAAAUGCACAUCGAAUGAAACCAAAUUGUCAUAACUAUGAAAUAAGUGUAUGUUGCAUUGAAAACUGUUCUACAACCCCUUCCAUUACGACACCUACACCUUUUACAACAACAUCAACCAAGACACCUACAACCACUUCUACUGCUACAACAACUACUGUAACAACAACAUCUACAGAGACAGAAACAACUCCUUCCUCAACAACAUCAACAACUUCCAUUACUACAACACCAACUAUUGGAACAUCGACACCUACAUCGACAGAAACACCAUCUACAACUAGUACAACUACUGACACCUACAACCACUUCUACUGCUACAACAACUACUGUAACAACAACAUCUACAGAGACAGAAACAACUCCUUCCUCAACAACAUCAACAACUUCCAUUACUACAACACCAACUAUUGGAACAUCGACACCUACAUCGACAGAAACACCAUCUACAACUAUGUAUGUUGCAUUGAAAACUGUUCUACAACCCCUUCCAUUACGACACCUACACCUUUUACAACAACAUCAACCAAGACACCUACAACCACUUCUACUGCUACAACAACUACUGUAACAACAUCUACAGAGACAGAAACAACUCCUUCCUCAACAACAUCAACAGUGACACCUACAACCACUUCCACCCCUACAACAACUACUGUAACAACAUCUACAGAGACAGAAUCAACACCUUCCUCAACAACAUCAACAGUGACACCUACAACCACUUCCACCCCUACAACAACUACUGAAACAACAACUACAGAGACCGAAUCAACACCUUCCUCAACAACAUCAACAGAGACACCUACAACUACUUCCACUCCUACAACAACUACUGAAACAACAACUACAGAGACCGAAUCCACACCUUCCUCAACAACAUCAACAGUGACACCUACAACUACUUCCACCCCUACAACAACUACUGUAACAACAUCUACAGAGACAGAAACAACUCCUUCCUCAACAACAUCAACAGUGACACCUACAACCACUUCCACCCCUACAACAACUACUGAAACAACAACUACAGAGACCGAAUCCACACCUUCCUCAACAACAUCAACAGUGACACCUACAACUACUUCCACCCCUACAACAACUACUGUAACAACAUCUACAGAGACAGAAUCAACACCUUCCUCAACAUCAACAGUGACACCUACAACCACUUCCACUCCUACAACAACUACUGAAACAACAACUACAGAGACCGAAUCAACACCUUCCUCAACAACAUCAACAGAGACACCUACAACUACUUCCACCCCUACAACAACUACUGCAACAACAUCUACAGAGACCGAAUCCACACCUUCCUCAACAUCAACAGUGACACCUACAACCACUUCCACUCCUACAACAACUACUGAAACAACAACUACAGAGACCGAAUCCACACCUUCCUCAACAACAUCAACAGUGACACCUACAACCACUUCCACUCCUACAACAACUACUGAAACAACAUCUACAGAGACAGAAUCCACACCUUCCUCAACAACAUCAACAGUGACACCUACAACUACUUCCACCCCUACAACAACUACUGUAACAACAUCUACAGAGACCGAAUCCACACCUUCCUCAACAACAUCAACAGUGACACCUACAACUACUUCCACCCCUACAACAACUACUGUAACAACAUCUACAGAGACAGAAUCAACACCUUCCUCAACAUCAACAGUGACACCUACAACCACUUCCACUCCUACAACAACUACUGAAACAACAACUACAGAGACCGAAUCAACACCUUCCUCAACAACAUCAACAGUGACACCUACAACCACUUCCACUCCUACAACAACUACUGUAACAACAUCUACAGAGACAGAAUCGACACCUUCCUCAACAUCAACAGUGACACCUACAACCACUUCCACCCCUACAACAACUACUGAAACAACAACUACAGAGACAGAAUCAACACCUUCCUCAACAACAUCAACAGUGACACCUACAACCACUUCUACCUCUACAACAACUACUGUAACAACAACUACAGAGACCGAAUCAACACCUUCCUCAACAACAUCAACAGUGACACCUACAACCACUUCCACUCCUACAACAACUACUGUAACAACAACUACAGAGACCGAAUCAACACCUUCCUCAACAACAUCAACAGUGACACCUACAACCACUUCCACUCCUACAACAACUACUGUAACAACAACUACAGAGACCGAAUCAACACCUUCCUCAACAACAUCAACAGUGACACCUACAACCACUUCCACUCCUACAACAACUACUGUAACAACAACUACAGAGACAGAAUCGACACCUUCCUCAACAACAUCAACAGUGACACCUACAACCACUUCCACCCCUACAACAACUACUGUAACAACAUCUACAGAGACAGAAUCGACACCUUCCUCAACAACAUCAACAGUGACACCUACAACCACUUCCACCCCUACAACAACUACUGUAACAACAACUACAGAGACCGAAUCAACACCUUCCUCAACAACAUCAACAGUGACACCUACAACCACUUCCACUCCUACAACAACUACUGUAACAACAUCUACAGAGACAGAAUCAACACCUUCCUCAACAUCAACAGUGACACCUACAACCACUUCCACUCCUACAACAACUACUGAAACAACAACUACAGAGACCGAAUCAACACCUUCCUCAACAACAUCAACAGAGACACCUACAACUACUUCCACCCCUACAACAACUACUGUAACAACAUCUACAGAGACAGAAUCAACACCUUCCUCAACAUCAACAGUGACACCUACAACUACUUCCACCCCUACAACAACUACUGAAACAACAUCUACAGAGACAGAAUCAACACCUUCCUCAACAACAUCAACAGUGACACCUACAACCACUUCCACCCCUACAACAACUACUGAAACAACAUCUACAGAGACAGAAUCAACACCUUCCUCAACAACAUCAACAGAGACACCUACAACUACUUCCACCCCUACAACAACUACUGAAACAACAACUACAGAGACCGAAUCAACACCUUCCUCAACAACAUCAACAGUGACACCUACAACCACUUCCACUCCUACAACAACUACUGUAACAACAUCUACAGAGACAGAAUCGACACCUUCCUCAACAUCAACAGUGACACCUACAACCACUUCCACCCCUACAACAACUACUGAAACAACAACUACAGAGACAGAAUCAACACCUUCCUCAACAACAUCAACAGUGACACCUACAACCACUUCUACCUCUACAACAACUACUAUAACAACAAGAACAUCUACAAAGACAGAAACAUCACCUUCAUCAAUUCCUGCAACACCAACAUCGGCAAAGACACCUACGACCACUUCCAGUAAUACGACAACUACUGGAACAACAACAUCCAUAAAGACAGAAUCCAAAACUACACCUGGCUUUACUUCAACCAAGUCUCCUUCACACUCCACAACCAGCAGUAGUACUACCCCAUGUAACCCAGAGUGUGAACCAGUAGAUGAAACCAAAAUGUACUGUGUCAAUGGAUUUCCACCUGAGAAAGUGUAUUAUAACAAUGGCUCCUGCUGCAAGUAUGAGUGUUUAUGCAAAUGCAACAGCUGGGGUGACCCUCAUUAUAAAACCUUUGAUGGAUAUUAUUAUACUUUCCAAGGAAACUGCACAUAUGUUUUGUUUCAAGAAAUCAUCCCAAGAUACAAUAUCAGUGUCCACGUUAAAAACUUUUAUUGUGAUGUAAAAAAAAAUCUUGCCUGCCCUGAGUAUGUCAUUGUAAAUUACAAAUCCCAUCAAAUCAAGCUGACAAGCAACACUACUAAAGUUCAGGUCUAUGUUAAUGAUUCAAUGAUAAAGCCAACCUUCCAGCUGGGAGAUAUAAUCAUCAGCACUACUGACUUUGCAGUGCUUUUGAAUGUGUCUGAUAUUAAAGUUGAGAUUUUAGUUGGUAAUCUUGCUGUCUCUGUCAAACUCCCAUUCUCGUACUUCCAUGGUAAUACUGAGGGACAUUGUGGGGUUUGUGACAAUAGCACAGCAAAUGACUGCAGGCUACCUAACGGAACAGUUGACACAUCUUGUGAACACAUGGCACAGUUGUGGAUGGUACCCCCAGGAUGCAAUGCUCCUAAUUCAACUAUAAAUAUACCAAAGUGUCCAUCGGAAAUGACCAAAGCCUGUGAACUCAUCAAGGGAAAAUUAUUUGAACAAUGCCAUGGGAUUGUUCCAUUUAAAAGCUAUUAUGAGGCAUGCAAAUUUGAUGUGUGUUCCCUUAAAAAUGAGUCUGUUGCGUGUAUCAGCCUGGAGACCUAUGCACAGGAAUGUGGCCUGCAGUCUGUUUGUGUGGACUGGAGAAACUCAGCCGACCUCAAAGGGCUAUGCGAGUACAAGUGCCCAAGUAACAAAGUCUACAAGGCAUGUGGGCCUAAAAUAGAAAAAACUUGCAGUACAAGAUACAAUGAUAAGUUUGUGGAGAAAGAUUGCCAAGGCAAAGAUUGUGAAAACACACUCAUGGAAGGUUGUUUCUGUCCUGACAACACAUAUCGAGUUAGUUCUACGACAGAUAAAUGUACACCAAACUGCGAUUGCAUGGGCCCUGAUGGGUUACCUAGACUGCCCGGGGAUACAUGGACCUUCAACUGUACCAGAUACAGCUGCUCCAGUGACACCUUUGGUAUUACGAAAGAAAAGAUUAUGUGUCCCACCAUUGAACCCUGUGGCAAAGAAUACAAAACAACAACUGAAAACUGCUGUCCAACUUGUGUGUGUGAUUUCGAGCUGUGUCUUAAGAAGAAAUGUGAUGUGGGAUUUGAGUUGUCAACGAAUACGCCUAUUAAUAGCUGCUGUCCACCCUGUGUUCGCAAAGACGUCUGUGUGUACAAUAACACUGAAUACAAGCCUGGAGUUAAAAUCCCUACGGAGCUUUGUGUGGAAUGUUACUGUGAAAUGGACAAAGACCCACAGACUCAACUACAUAAUGUGACAUGUUUUACUAAAGUCUGUGCACCUUGUGCUGAGGGCUCUGAAUAUGUGAAACAAGAAGGAGAGUGCUGUGGAACAUGUGUACCAAAGAACUGUACUUACAUGGCGGACAACACUACACAUACUCUCAGGGUUGGAGAAGUCUACAGUUCCAAAUGUGAAAAUGUAUCCUGUCGUGAAAUUAAUGGCUCGCUUGUGACUGAGAAGAGUAUAAGAGAAUGUCCUUACACGAGUUCACUUAGCUGUGGGCCUGGGCAAUCAUAUGUGAAAAACGUUGGAGAGUGCUGUGGAACGUGUACACAAGUGGAAUGUCUAUAUGAUGCCCCAGACAACACAAGGCAUACUCUCAAGGUUCAUGAGGGGUACAAAUUCAAAUGUACAACUGCUAACUGCAUUAAAGUGAAUGACUCAUUUGCUAUUGUGGAGAGCAUUAAAACAUGCCCUAAAUUUAAUCCAGUGUACUGUGAGCCAGGAACAAUUAAAUUUGACCAGGAUGGAUGUUGUGAAAUCUGUGAACCCACAAACUGUGUGCUUGGGAAGAACGUCACCCGUCUGCGUUACGAUAAUUGCACUUCCAUUGAUAAUGUUGAAGUCACUUCCUGCACUGGCCAGUGUGACAGCAAAUCACUGUAUUCGAUGGAAAAGAACAGCAUGAACCACACCUGUUCUUGCUGCCAGGAGAAGAAAUCCAGCAAACGACAGGUGAUGCUGAAGUGUGCCAAUAGCAGCGAGAUCCUUCAUCACUACAUGUAUGUUGAGAGCUGCACAUGCACCGAAUGUGUGGACAAGAAUAACUCUGGAUAAAAAGAUCCUGCUUGACUUCUGCUGAUUUAAAAGUGACUCAAUCGGUCACUAAAAAGCAACAAUUUUAAAAUGUAUUAUUGAAAAUGACAACAAUGAUUUAAGCUGAUUGUUGUAGUGCAUUAUAGCUAAAAUUAUUUUGGCAAAUAUUGCACCACUUAUUUUUUCUUUGUGGUUUCAUCAAGGGGGAAAGUUAACUCUAAGCAUGAUUUAUUUAGUCAGUUCUUGAAGGGGGCAUUUUUGUAUUCUUUAGACUCUCUGGUAGCUAAUGCAUGAUUUAAUGAUGUACUUUUCUUUCCAAUGAAAUGAAUUCAAAUUAAAAUAAAGCAUAAUAAAGAGCAUCAA